Molecule: messenger RNA, 2021 nt
Organism: Lethenteron reissneri (Far Eastern brook lamprey)
Lineage: Eukaryota; Metazoa; Chordata; Hyperoartia; Petromyzontiformes; Petromyzontidae
Product: tumor necrosis factor receptor superfamily member 5-like
Biological process (GO): multinuclear osteoclast differentiation; ossification; positive regulation of bone resorption
Cellular component (GO): external side of plasma membrane
Molecular function (GO): tumor necrosis factor receptor activity; cytokine binding
Source: RefSeq, a predicted model, not a curated record
AUGACUACGCCGAGCUUACCGCCAGCUCUCCUGCUGGGCUGCCUCCUCAUCCAGAUGCUGUGCGUGGGCGGGACUCCGGUCACGUUGCCUCCGUGCACCCAGCCGGGGCCCUGGGGCAUCCGGUGUCUCCCAGGAUGCUUCCUGGAGGAGGAGAGCGGCACCUGCGCCCCAUGCCCGCGCGGCUCCUUCAUGGACCACAUUAACACCAAACACAAGUGCCUCAGGGCCGACGCAGAGUGCCGCUGCCGCCCCGGCCUGCACUGCGUGAGCCCCGACUGCCCGCUCUGCCAGGGGCAGCCGCUAUGCCCCCCGGGGCAGCAGCCCGGGCCCCCCCCGGAGCCCAGCUCCUGCACGCCCUGCCCAGCCGGCUCCUACUCCGACUCCACGUCCGCCACGCUGCCCUGCAGGGAGCACACGCGCUGUGAGGAUUCUGGGUUGAGAGCCGUUGCCAAUGGCACGGAGACCACGGACACAAAGUGUGAGGACCGAGGAGCGGCCUACUUCGCAUUUGGAUCGAUUUGGGUGGUGAUGGUGUCGCUGGCGGUGCUGGUGGUGCUCACGGUGCCGGCGGCGGUGGGGCUCUGCUUCGUACUUUACCGCAAAGGCUGCUGCAACAAGGAAAGAGGCAACGCAGCGGAGUUGGACGACAAGGAGGACAGCACGACGCACCUGCAGCCCUCCGACGAGGAGAACGAAGAUGACGCCACCAACGUCGCCAGCGUCGCCAGCGUCGCCAGCGUCGCCAGCGCUGUGGCCCCUCAUGUUUCCAACUUCCUGAUCAACGUGAACACUCACGUCAUGCAACUGGGAGACUGGAAUCGCUGCUCUGUGGACGGACAUGAGCCGGGUUCCUCGGUCACAUAAUCAAUAGGGGAGCAAACUAAGUCUAACUCACGGUUGGGGGGGGGCAGAUAGAUGACCCCCCCAGGGAAAGCCCCCCCCCCCUCCACACACACACCCGCACCUCGUGAGGGAACAGCAACAGCGUCGUCGGAACUGUCGCGGAUGAAGAAUGCCAGAAGAGGAGCCGAGGAUGAGGAUGAGGCCUUGCUGGUGGCGGUGGAUCGCGGCUUCAGGAGAGGAGCGAUGGACACUGGCCGAAUGAGGGGGGGGGGGCACAAUGGGGGGGCCCGCAUCGCAGACUUUCUCGACGACGUCCUCAAGCGUACCGUGGGUACCUCGCCAUCGCUUACUCCCCACGGGGGUUACGAACUUUUACCGUGCGAGGUGCCCGAAUGUUUUUGGGCUGCGUGGCGAUGCGCUGGUACCCAGGUGGCAGCGCUGGUCCUGACUGCGGCAGUUUCUCUCACGGCGACUCUUUAAAUGGGUGUUUUUCUCACCCGCAAUGCCGUCUUUUACGUUGACAUUUAUUGUACCUGUCGUAUAAUUAAGGGUUGCGAGGAGUGAGGAUUGAACGCGGAAAAGACAAAGGCGACGGUGUUCGGAAGGGGAGGACAUCGAGAAAGAAGUAUAAUGGCGGGAAAGUGGCAAGGUUUGCGAACGUCAAGGAACUUGCAUAGUUGGGAAUGCUCCGGACAUGGGAAAAUGACCGCGCGGGAGACACGGGAGACACGGGGCGCGAGGAACGCAAAGGCAAAAGGAGGUAUGGCAGCGCUUCAUACAUCUGGAGAAGCAAGCGAAUCGGCACAAGACCAAAGUGACCAUCUGGAGGACGUGUGAGUGUUCAGUACGGCUUUGUACGCCGGCGAGAAUUGGAGGUUUGAACAAAGACUGGCGGAGAUACGAGACUGGCACUCAACAUUGCAUUGCUGCAGAAGGAUGCUGUAUCUAUGCUGGAACCCAACAGUGAACCAACGCAGAAGUGAGAAAAAUGCCUAUAGAUUGAUUGUGGUUAUAUAUAUUCUUUAUACAUCGGUUGUGCGGUUGGGAUUGUAUUUAUCAGAGUAAUCGUGAUGGGGUGGUUGGUACAUCCCGGUGAUUGAUUGAAUUGGCUGUUCGGCGCGAUGUCCGACGUUUCGAUGCGUGAUGCCCGGCUCAAUAAACCCGCAGCUUCCACCCGA